AUGUUUCCUCCCACGUGGCUCCAGAGGGGUUUGCGCGCAGAGCGGCAGAUCCCCGCGAGGGACCCCAGCUCCCGCCGGGUGAAGCGCCUGGGGGCCACCCCGCAGUGCUGGAGCUGCCGGAGCGCAGCCCAGCGGGACGCACAGAGCCCCGCCGCCCGCCUCCCCACGGAGCGGGACGCCGCUGCCCGCCUCCCCACGGAGCCCCGGGAGCCAUCCCCACGGCGCGAGGAACGCACCCAAAUGCCGACCUCUGGGUGCAGCAUCCACACGCACCCCUACUUCCCACAUCUGAAAGCUUUUGAAAGAAGACUUACCGAAUACAUUGCAUGUUUGCAACCAGCUACAGGGCGUUGGAGAAUGAUUCUGAUAGUGGUAUCAGUCUGCACAGCAACUGGUGCUUGGAACUGGUUAAUAGAUCCUGAGACACAAAAGGUGUCAUUUUUCACAUCACUUUGGAACCAUCCAUUUUUCACAAUUAGCUGUAUUACCCUAAUAGGCUUGUUCUUCGCUGGAAUACAUAAAAGAGUGGUGGCACCAUCAAUUAUAGCAGCCCGAUGUCGAACUGUUUUGGCAGAAUAUAAUAUGUCCUGUGAUGAUACUGGAAAACUAAUUUUGAAACCUAGGCCUCAUGUUCAAUAAAGGCCAUCUUCCUUCAUUUUUUUCCACUGCCAUGGAAACCAAAAAUGACCUUUUUUUCAAGGUAGUAUGACAGCAAAAACCAAACAGGACUGGUUGUCAUUGCCUAGGAGCAAAAAGUCUUAUACAAUUGAGAGUGUAAGUGUGCAAUAUUGCUUUCUUGAAUAUUUCUCCAAAUUCUUUGUUAUCAUAUGAUCAGUGCUCUUGCUACUUCUGAUUACCUCUUUUUUUCAGUAUUAGUGUCACUUUUUUACUUCAGCUAGAACAAAACAUACCGGUGAUGUAUGUUAAUUGGUUACGAAGUUGAACUUGAAGAUCAAACCUCAUUUGUGUAACGUGUCUUUGUAAACUAUUGUAAAUAGCAGAUUGAUGCCAAUGUUCAGAG
Molecule: messenger RNA, 1021 nt
Organism: Tinamus guttatus (white-throated tinamou)
Lineage: Eukaryota; Metazoa; Chordata; Aves; Tinamiformes; Tinamidae
Source: RefSeq, a predicted model, not a curated record